Messenger RNA from Salvia hispanica, 399 nucleotides. The record is from RefSeq and is a predicted model, not a curated record. NCBI's taxonomy places the organism in Eukaryota, Viridiplantae, Streptophyta, Magnoliopsida, Lamiales, Lamiaceae.
AUGCUUCCGCCGCCUCCGCCAUGGACCGAACUGCCCGAGGAUUUGACAGCGAAUAUCCUCCAAAGGUUGCACACUGAAGAGAUACUGGAGAGUGCGCAGAAAGUGUGUACUACAUGGUGGAGAGUCUGCAAGAAUCCUGCCAUGUGGCGCGUCAUUGAUUUGGAUAUUCGACGUCCUGCUGCCCGCAAUUUGCAGAACGGUUGCAGUUGCAUUCCCAAUGACUACGACAAGGAUCUCUGUUAUUGCGCAGUCGACAAAUUUGAGAACAUUUGCCGUUGUGCAGUGGAUCGUAGCCAGGGACAAUUGGUUGAGCUAAAGCUUGCCAGUUUUGAAGUGGACUGUUUGCUAAAAUACAUAGCCGACCGAAUCACUGAUAUGGUUUAUGAUCUACUCUUUUGA